Molecule: messenger RNA, 2289 nt
Organism: Ilyonectria robusta
Lineage: Eukaryota; Fungi; Ascomycota; Sordariomycetes; Hypocreales; Nectriaceae
Exons: 2
Coding region: 1-2289 (762 amino acids)
Biological process (GO): DNA-templated transcription; regulation of DNA-templated transcription
Cellular component (GO): nucleus
Molecular function (GO): DNA-binding transcription factor activity, RNA polymerase II-specific; zinc ion binding; DNA binding
Source: RefSeq, a predicted model, not a curated record
AUGGAUCUCGCUCCCUCUACCGGCGACAACCCGAACAGCCUCAUCUCCAACCUCGACCACCAAAACAUCCCUUCACCAGCACCUAUCACUCCGGCUACUAACAAUGGCCAACCAACCAUCUCCCAGCCGGCCUCCCACGCCAAUUCUCCCGACCGCAAGCCUAAGAAGUCGUCCCUGACCUGCACCACCUGUCGCGCCCGCAAGGUCCGCUGCAACGGUGCCCGCGACGUCUGCUCUAACUGCGAGCGUCUCGGGUUUCCCUGUUCCUAUGAUGAAGCCGACCCUUCCACAAUGUCCGGCGCCUUGCCGCGCCGUCGCGUCCGCCAGGCCUGCCUGAGCUGCCAUAGCCGCAAGGCCCGAUGUUCCGGUCAUAUGCCCGCCUGCGAGCGAUGUCGCAUCCAAGGGAUCGAAUGUGUCUAUCGGCCCAGCAAGCGAGCCCGCAUCGCCGUGCGAACCGACGGCCGAAGUCCCCAGAGCCAAGAUGGCGAACGGGACGAUGCCCACAAUGAUAGCGACCCGGGACUGACAGACCCUACUAGCAUCGCUACUCCUAACGCUUAUACUCAUGAUACCCCCUACCCCGAUGAAUCUUUCGACGCCUUGAUAGGACGCACCUUCGAUCAAUUCUUCCGCCAUGUCCACCACAUUCCAAUGUUCUCCUUUCUGCAUCGGGCAUCCCUGAUGGAGCGUUAUCACUCAGGCAAGGUCGAAAAGGCUCUCCUCCUCGCGCUCGUAGGAAUCACUUCGUACCUCACCGACAUGGGCCCAGGGAUGCGCGAAUAUGGUGAAAGGUGCAUUGACGAUGCCGAGGGCUUCAUCUUUGCCGAGUACAAUCGCCCGACCACUAUCAAAGUCCAGGCACUGGUUCUAAUAAUCAAGCAUCGUAUCCUCGGGAAAAGGUCUCCCAGCGCAUUCAUGCUGUUGAGCAUUGCCUCUCGCUAUGCCUCAGCCCUUCGCCUGAACCACGAAGCCCCAAAUCUAUGCUUCCUGGCACAAGAAUCACGGAGAAGACUGAUGUGGGCACUAUACUGCGUGGACUCGAGCAUCUCAGGGGGAUAUCGCGAUUACUCGCUUUGGGCGGCUGAUAGGAUACAUGUCGGACUCCCUUGCAACGAGCGCAACUUUGAAUUCGAUCUGCCCCAGUCCACCGAGAGGCUCAUGCACAACCCCGACGCCCCUCAUGUCGAAGAUGUCGGGAGCUUGGCGCUUCACAUCCGAAUACAACACAUGCGGCGGAGAAUCAUGGAAUUUACCAGGCGAGUCGUUCUCAGCCGCAACAUCAAGGCCGACGAGCUUCAGGCUGGUAUCUGGGGCCUGCACAAAGACCUCGCCGAUUUCGCUUCCCACCUCCCGACCUCCUUCCAGUUCUCUGAGAGCUCCCUGCGGUUACGCGCUUACUCUCCUCGAAUAUGCAUCUUUGUCAUGAUCCAUGUCUGGUGGCGACAAUGCCACUGCGACUUGUAUCGUCUGGCCCUUGUGGGGAUGCGAGAAGCCCUACCUCGUUCCGCCAUUGUCAACCUCGAUGAAGCUUUCGUGAACCACUGCCAACAACAAUGUGUCGAGCACUCUCUUGCCAUGGCCAAUAUCUUUGCGUCAAUGCAAAAGCUCAACGCGAAACCAGUGGCAGAUUUAGACUUAGCGGUAUGCGCAUAUCAGUGCGCGCGAGUACUGACUUACGCAUACCACACAAAUGGACCCAAAUACGAUUUAUCCGGGGACGCCGUCGUGGAUCGUGCAAAGGUUUGCCUUUACACAAUCAAGGAGUGUUGCGUGGGAAAGACGGCCGAUGGUAUCAAGAACGACUUGGAAAAACUAAUUGCUCACGGAAUCAAGACAACGCCGUCGACCCCAGAUGGACAAAUGUCGAUCGAUAAUGGAUUCCCUCGACAGUCUCUCCUCAAAUCCGUCUCGAUGCCAGGCAUCCAUGAGUUGAACGAGUCAUCGCAGUUUGGCUCCAUGGGUCCAAUGUCCCUAGGACCUAUGACUGAUUCGACAUUCCCUCCCUCCCUCGUCGCCGAUCCGUGGGCGCCCGAAAGUCAAGUAUCCCCAGACUUAGUACAACCACCUGCCGAUGUCCAGGUAACCAACAAGACCAACACGGCGAUGCCCGAAAUUGUCUCUCGUCCAGAGUUUGGCGUCUCGGAACUAAACAACGCAUACGAGGGUGGAUUAGAAGGUCUAGGUCUCGAAAACAGUGUGGAUUAUGGCAUGGGACUGGAUCAGAACUUGUGGAUACCAAGCAACGACUGGCUUGGGGUGGAGUCACUUAAUGGGGGCGUGGGGGCUUGA